AUGCCUUUUCCAUUUUCGCCAACCUCGCAGCCUCUUCAAUCUUCUGGGCGUCGCACUUCCUUUGUCUUCACCAACUCCUCUAUAAAAAACCAGAACCACAACGAACUCCACCCCGUCAAGCUUCCUGUCUUUGCAAUAGAGUCAUUAACUACAGUACAGAAACAAUUACAUACGCUCAACUGUCACAGUUUAUGCUCAAAUUUCAUUGAUAAACAAAAUGGCUUUAUCGUCAAAGAAGAACAAGAAAGCUUGGACUUUAAAGAGAACCCUCAUGGAUUGCAAGUACAGAAGUUCCUGGAUGCUAUCAAAGAUAAAAUAGGUAUCUUCGGUAGCAUCAAAAGGGAUGGUAGAAAUUUAACCGUAUCUGAUUUUAAUGAUUUGCUCAUGGCUUUAGUAACAGAAAAUGAGAUAGAAAUUGCUUUGAAGCUUUACUCUGAAAUGUCAUCUCAUGGGUUGGCGCCUGAUUCUUGGACAUUCUCCAUCAUGCUGAGGUGUUAUUGCAAGAAAAACAAUCUAGUUGAGGCAGGAAAGGUUCUAAAUGGCAUGGUUGAGAAAGGUUUUAGUCCAAAUGUUGCAACUUUUACCAUUUUUAUAAAGUCGUUAUGCACGAGUGGCAGGUUGCAGAAAGCUUUUGAGGUUCUUCAAGUCAUGGACAGAGUUGGGUGCAAACCAAGUAUUCAGACUUAUAAUUGUUUGAUGAAAGGUUUGUGUUAUGUGGGAAGGGUGGAGGAAGCAUAUGAGAUGUUGAUGAAUAUGAAGAAGGAUUUUAUGAAACCUGAUAUAUAUUCGUACACAAUUGUUAUGGAUGGUUUUUGUAAAGUCGGUAGGUCUAAUGAGGCAGUGGAGUUGCUUAAUGAAGCUAUGGAGAUGGGAUUGAAACCAAAUGUGGUCAGUUUCAACACCCUUUUUAAUGGGUAUUGUAAGGAGGGCAGGCCACUAGAGGGUUUUGGUGUGUUGAAGCUUAUGAAGGAGAGAAAUUGUGUGCCUGAUAAUAUAAGUUAUAGCACCUUGUUACAUGGGCUAUUGAAAUGGGGAGAAACAAGGGCAGCAUUUAGAACUUUUAAGGAAAUGGUUGAUUUGGGAAUUGAAGUUGAUGGGAGGAUGAUGAAGGCUUUACUAAGAGGGCUAUGCAUUGAAUCAUGGGAAGAUCAAGACUUGUCGGAAAAUGCCUACCAAGUGUUUGAGAAAAUGAAUUUCAACAUGGACCGUGGUAGCUACAGCAUGUUGAUUAGAGCUCUUUGUGUGGGAGAUAAAACCAAUAAGGCUUUGAUCUGUCUGCAGCAUAUGGUUAGAAUGGGGCAUGUUCCCCGGAUGGUUACCUUUAAUAAUGUGAUUCAGGCGUUUUGCCAACAGGGGAAGGUGGACGAUGCAUUACUAGUUGUGAUUCUGAUGAAUGAACAUGGUAAGAUCCCAAGUAGAACAUCCUAUAACAUUCUAAUUAACAAGUUAAACCAAAAGAAAAGAUGUUCGGGUGCAGGCCUUGUCUAUGGUGCUGCAAUGAAACAAGGUGUAUUGUCUCAUCGGGUGCCUUAUGAAUUGGUAGGAAUCGAUUCAAAUUGA
Messenger RNA from Mangifera indica (mango), 1560 nucleotides. RefSeq names its product pentatricopeptide repeat-containing protein At3g04760, chloroplastic-like. Gene Ontology annotation, molecular function: protein binding. Bases 1 to 1560 code for a protein of 519 amino acids. The transcript has a single exon. NCBI's taxonomy places the organism in Eukaryota, Viridiplantae, Streptophyta, Magnoliopsida, Sapindales, Anacardiaceae. The record is from RefSeq and is a predicted model, not a curated record.